AUGGAACAAACGAUUAUGUUACCAUAUUAUAUUAGGAUUUGUUUGUUUAUCCUAUUGAGUUGCAUAUCUCAUUUUCAUCAUGAUAUGAGUACCUUUAAUAAAUAUUUGGCUGGGAGAAAAAAUAUUGAUGAAACAUUAGAUACAAUAACUUAUCGAUUACUAGCAAAAUAUAAGCAUGAAAAGGGUCCAAUUAUUGCACGGUUGAAAAAAGAUAUACCAACUAUCAAUGAAUACUCAAAAAUGUGUGUUUCAAACAAUGGAAAAGUAGAAAAAGGAAAAAAUAAAAGAACAAAUCAAUGUUUAUUAAAUAAUAUAGUAGAACAUGGCCAUACUAAUAUAAAUAAAUCUUCGGUAUACAGUAGAAGAAAUUCACAUUUUGAAAAAAGGAUGUUAGAUAAAAUAUACUAUAAAAAUAAAGUUAGGCAUUUUACAAAUGCUGAUUUUUUGUUUUUAAAAAAUGAUAUAAAAGUAAACAAAUCUUUUAUCUGUGCUGUAACUAUCUACCAUUUAUUUGUUUCAAUAAUAGGAGCUGUUUUAGUAGUAUGUAAAUAUAUAAAAUUAGAAUCAAAUUUUACAUUAGAUUGGGGUCUUGGAUUAGGUAUAUUAGGGUGUAUAUGCGUGUUCAUAGUUAUUCUAAUAAUGAUUUAUCUCCAUAGACAAAUUUUAAAAUAUGGCAAGAUAAGACAUAUAAAGAGUGAAUUGCAUAAUACGGCAUAUCCUUCUCACUGA
This is a messenger RNA of Plasmodium malariae, 729 nucleotides long. Its product is annotated as Plasmodium exported protein, unknown function. The transcript has 2 exons. Bases 1 to 729 code for a protein of 242 amino acids. NCBI's taxonomy places the organism in Eukaryota, Apicomplexa, Aconoidasida, Haemosporida, Plasmodiidae. The record is from RefSeq and is a predicted model, not a curated record.